AAGGGGUGUGUACUUGUAGGAGUGAGUUACGAGAGAAAAACUAAUCGUGCUUGUUCGGUAGCAGUGCAGAACCCGUGUCCCUCUCGCUCUUCUGUCGGAAAUGGAGCGGUGGAAAGGCAGAGUGGCCCUUGUUACGGGAGCCUCGGUUGGGAUCGGAGCAGCUAUAGCUCGUACUCUUGUCCAGCACGGCAUGAAGGUGGUCGGCUGCGCUAGGAAUGUGGAGAAAAUAGAGAAGCUGUCGGCGGAGUGCCAGAGCGCGGGCUACCCCGGCACCCUGGUGCCGUACAAGUGCGACCUGACGAGCGAGGAGGAGAUCCUGUCCAUGUUCUCCGCCGUCAAGACCCUUCACCAGGGCGUGGACGUGUGCGUGAACAACGCAGGCCUGGCCUGCAAUGAGCCCCUGCUCAGCGGGAAGACCGACGGCUGGAGGACCAUGGUCAACGUGAACAUUCUAGCAUUGUCAAUCUGCACACGUGAGGCUUACCAGUCAAUGAAGGAGAGAGGUGUGGAUGAUGGCCAUAUUAUCAACAUCAACAGUAUGAGUGGACACAGGGUGGUGGCCAAUGCUGUCACGCACUUCUACUCUGCCACCAAGUACGCUGUGACUGCACUCACAGAGGCUCUGCGACAGGAACUGCGGGAAGCCAAGACUCACAUACGAGCCUCGUGUGUGUCUCCUGGGUUAGUGGAAACUGAGUUUGCCUUUCGACUUUACAACAACAACCCAGAGAAAGCCGCUGCCACUUAUGAACAAAUCAAGUGCUUGGAAGCAACUGAUGUAGCCAGCGCAGUAAUGUAUAUCCUCAGCACACCUCCACACGUGCAGAUCGGAGAUGUCCUAAUGAGGUCGGUCGAGCAGGUGGUCUAGCGGUGUGUCGCGAUGCAGCUGGAGCGCACGUUGGGGGCAUCGCCCUCUCUACAGCGACACCUGCUGGGCACACGAGGCAUUAAUCUGGACGGGAGGAUUCAGGGCGGGUGGGAGAGCAAAUCCUGUGACCUGGUUGUGGUUUUUACUCGAGGCAACGCAGCGGAAGACGACGGGGGGAAUUAUUCAGAGUGCGGCAGCAAUUGAACGUAUGAUUUCAGCUCCUCCAUGUUCUCGAGCCUUGCACACGCGUCGGUGACUGUGAUAAGGCAUCGCCUCUUAUUUGUUCGUCCUGAACACGGGCGCAUUCCAGGUUUAAAGUGAAAACGCACUGUUUUCACUUUAUGUGUGUGUGUGUGUGUGUGUGUGUGUGUGUGUGUGUGUGUGUGUGUGUGUGUGUGUGUGUGUGUGUGUGUGAUGUUGCACUUUUGUUUAGGAAGUAAAGUAAAAAAUAAAGAUUUUUGAAAUGGUGGUAUUUUUGAAAAGCAUCACACAUUUGAUGGUAAUGAAGUAUGCUCAAUAGCUCUUAAAGUCAUGCUCAGAUUUUCACCUUUUAUGUUCGAGAGCACAGCUGCUUCACUAGCUGUAGUGUAACUUCCUUCAUCCAUUUAGCUUGAGUGCUGCCAUGUCUACCGUGCUGCAUGUCAUUCACCACCCCUGUGUGCGUUCCCAAAAUGUCCUCUUUAGAAUGGUUUGAAUGUAAAAUGUUAUAUUCUGACAGUUUUUACCCCUAAGUGAGCAUUUGUCAUGAUUAAAAGUACUACUAUUUUGAAAUGUGUAAUCUGAUGUGUAUAAUGUUUAAUAUGUGUCAUUUGUUACUCUGUGACAGUUGGCACUAAAUCAUGCUUGUUUCUAAGUGCCUUUCUGGUUUUGCCAGGGAAACUAAAAAUCACCCUCAGCAAUACCUGAUUUAGCACUUCUAAUAUGCUAAGUAUUCAUGAUAAUGAGGAGAUUCAUCUCUUCAGGAUAUCUGUACAGAGAAUCAUUUAAAAGCAUGUGAUUUUGAAUUGCUUGUGCCAAUAUCUCCACUCCCAAAGCCCUGAUAAAUCUUGCCAAAAGAUGCAGGCUCAUGUCAUAUUGCAGAGGUUAUUUUAUUUAAUGAUAUUGAACAAAAUAGAAUUUAAAAUAUGAAUAUUGAUCAUGCUGCAAAUGUUAAAAUGUUCAGCUGCUUUGGCUGAUAACAACAAGGUUUUGAUUAAUAAAGUAAAAUCUGAAUGCUG
This is a messenger RNA of Conger conger (European conger), 2085 nucleotides long. RefSeq names its product dehydrogenase/reductase SDR family member 11-like. The coding region runs from base 101 to 868 and encodes 255 amino acids. Lineage: Eukaryota; Metazoa; Chordata; Actinopteri; Anguilliformes; Congridae. The transcript is spliced from 7 exons. Gene Ontology annotation, molecular function: oxidoreductase activity. The record is from RefSeq and is a predicted model, not a curated record.